Penicillium canariense is the source of this 1389-nucleotide messenger RNA. Its product is annotated as tRNA-dihydrouridine(20) synthase (NAD(+)). Gene Ontology annotation, biological process: tRNA dihydrouridine synthesis. The transcript has a single exon. Gene Ontology annotation, molecular function: flavin adenine dinucleotide binding; tRNA dihydrouridine synthase activity. Gene Ontology annotation, cellular component: cytoplasm. The record is from RefSeq and is a predicted model, not a curated record. The coding region runs from base 1 to 1389 and encodes 462 amino acids. NCBI's taxonomy places the organism in Eukaryota, Fungi, Ascomycota, Eurotiomycetes, Eurotiales, Aspergillaceae.
AUGAUCAAAAUCCUGCGCUCAGCCAUGUCCAUCCUCGCCGAGUCCAUGACCAUUCCUCCAGCCCAGGUGCCGCGCGUGCCUAUCCCGCCAAAUGGCGUCGACUACCGCGGGAAAAUCGUUCUCGCCCCGAUGGUUCGGUCGGGCGAGCUACCCUCGCGCCUGCUCGCCCUGAAAUACGGCGCCGACCUUGUCUGGGGCCCUGAGACCAUCGACCGCUCGAUCAUCGGUGCCACGCGCCGUGUCAACGCGCGCAACGGAACCAUAGAAUUCACCCGCAUGCCCUCGAAUGGCGGCCGUGUCGACCACGCCUCGAGAGAAUCCGUCAUCUAUCGCAUCGAUCCCGUGCGGGAGAAGGGCAAGCUCGUCUUCCAGAUGGGCACUGCCUGUCCUGAUCUUGCCGUGCAGGCUGCAAAGACCGUGGCCGGGGAUGUGUGGGGCAUCGAUGUCAACUCGGGCUGCCCCAAGCCCUUCAGCACCAGCGGCGGCAUGGGUGCCGCGCUGCUACGCACCCCCGACAAACUCGUUUCGAUUCUCGAAGCUCUCGUCCGCGAGGUCGGCGAGCCCUAUAAGAUCGGCAUCUCCGUCAAAAUUCGCAUCCUCGAGACCCCCGAACUCACCGAGGCCCUCGUUUCCCGCCUCGUCCGCACCGGCAUCACCGGCCUGACCGUCCACUGCCGCACAACUCCCAUGCGGCCCCGCGAGCGGGCCAUCCGCCACCAGCUCCGUAUGGUCGCAGAUGUGUGUCACAAAGCCGGCGUGGCGUGUGUGAUGAACGGCGACGUAACCUCGCGCGACCACGGCCUGAAGCUAAUGGAGGAGUUCGGCGUGGACGGCGCCAUGAUCGCCGUUGCGGCGGAAGCCAACUCUUCCUGCUUCCGCUCCGAGGCCGACGGCGGUCUCGCACCCUGGCGGGAUGUCGUCUACGAAUAUCUGAAGUUCUGCAUAGAGAGCGAGAAUCGCUUCGGCAACACCAAGUACCUGCUCAACAUGCUAAUUCCCGGCAAGAAAAAGGAGUUCGGGGAAGCCAAGCAGUCCAAAACAUACACUGAUGUCUGCCGGCGCCUGAAAUUCGACGACCUCAUUCCCCUCGCGCUUCAAGCGGAUGAGAUUCUCGAGCUUACGCAUCGGCAGGAGCUUGGUGAGGGACAAACCAGCUCCAAGGCAAUCCAGCACGCCAAGGAGAACAAUGAAUCUGCUCGUGCCGCUGGCGGUGGGAGCACCAGGCCCCCCAAGUCGAACUUGUCCGCCGCGCAUAAUGUUGGUCCCAUCCGCACCUCGUCUUUCCCGCAGCCGGCUAAAGCAGAUAAGCCUGCAUUCGAGCAGGUCACCACCGUUGAUCCGUCGAUUCCCGCUGCAGAGCAUGCCCAGCAGCCUAGUGUUGCAGCAUAA